Malaya genurostris is the source of this 8728-nucleotide messenger RNA. RefSeq lists its product as uncharacterized. The transcript is spliced from 8 exons. The record is from RefSeq and is a predicted model, not a curated record. Gene Ontology annotation, molecular function: protein binding. Bases 325 to 6417 code for a protein of 2030 amino acids. NCBI's taxonomy places the organism in Eukaryota, Metazoa, Arthropoda, Insecta, Diptera, Culicidae.
AUCAUCAUUCCCGUCAAAAACAUUCAACCUGUCACAGAUUUUCAAAUAAUAAUCGAUUUCUAGCUCUCGUCGUGCGAAGUAGAAUUAUCUGCGUUUCAGUUUUCGGGGAAAAUGAUCGGAGAAUUUUGAAUGUGCAGGGAAAAUGAUCUUGCAAAUGCUGAAUAUGAAUUGUGUCUUCUGAAUUAAUGGUUUUACAUUUAUAGAUGGACACAUCACUUCGAGGUCGCUACAUCUCUAUGGAAAAAUAGCGCUUGAAUACUAUUAAGACGAUUUUCACAUGUUCCUGCGAUCUACGUCUUUUUUUAAACAAGUUUUUAUCCUUAGAUGGACAGCCGGUCACAUUUUCUUUCUUCAUCUGAAGAUCAUGGCGAGGAAGUAUUCGAUGAAGGCACAAACGAAAACUUAGUGUGUUUGUCGACAAGGGAAAGUACACUACAACGGGAGGACAGCGGGCUGUUCUCACCGGAUGCAUUCAGGAAUGCAUCGAAUCGAAUCUCAACGGAUUCCACCUCGACGUACGAAAUAGUCGACAACCAAUCACCCGAAUCCAAUGAAGAGUUGUGGAGUAAUGUAGUGAAAAUAACAAGAGCUACCAGUGCGACCGUUGCUGCGAUGAUUAGUGGUUCCGGCGCAGAUGAAGAUCGUGACGAAAACGACGUGGAAUAUGAGAUACAAGAAACUUCUUUUGGGGAGGAUUCGCAAUUGCAACGGAGAAAGUUUGAAUUGGCGCGGUCAUCGACUAAAGAGGAAAAGCAACGACACAAUGAGGGUAUUUUAAUUAUGAAAUCAAACUCAAUUUCAUCUGAGAACAGUUCAUGGGAAACAUUUUCACCAUCAAAGCCAGUAGCGGACAGCGUCGAAGAUGUCCCAAUUCCUGUGGAUCUUUCUUCUUUAGUUCAAAAUAAACCGGGAACAUCUAAGGCUUGCUUUAUAGAUGCUUCUUCAUUGUUUGAUGACGAUGAGGUACCGUAUCCAUCUUUCUUGGAUUCUAGUGUACAGAGGCAACAGGACAAAGCCGGUGUGUCAUUGUCAGCUAUCCUGAGUGAUGACGAAAAGUUAAAAACUUCAAACAAUCAGUUGACGACAAUUGAAGUUAAGGACCAGUUCGCAUCUUUACCAAACAAUGACUUCUUAACUGAGAAAUUAAAUAUUAAGGAUCGAGAAAAUGUAAGAAAUACCGACUGUGGGGAGGAGGUUAUCGCGAGACAAGAUUCUGAAAGGAAGCAGGGUAGUUUUCUCUUUCAGAACUCGAUUCAACAAUAUUCUGGUCACUUGAUUGAACCCAACUUACAGUUUCCAGAUGAAAACUAUAGCGAUAUGUCACUUCCCAGUGUGUACUCCUCUGGCAGCGAACCGAAUUAUGAAUAUACUUCACUGGCAUCGGAAACUAAUCCUACUCGGUUCAUAACGACUACCGGGGGCAUUAACACAAGUGGAUAUAAUUCUGGUUCAGCAGAUUACUCCUCCAGAAUUCCUCCUGCUUUAGAAACGGAGAGCUUGCACUAUCCGGAUACACCUUUCAAUUCGAUAGUGCACGUGAACUCAGCAGUUAGUAUACACCCUAUGGCCCUCCAUCUUUCAGAUGGCAGUAGAGGAAGUUCUGUAGAUCGAGAGUCUCAUUCAACUCCAAUAAAAAUCCCCAAACGUAUUCGAAAACACGACGAAUCUGCUCCAAUACUUUCCGGUGGUGCCUCGAUCGAGGAUUUUACUCCAAAACAAUGUGAAAGUCCUCAAAUUCGUAGAAGAACUGAUACAUGUCCGAUAGUUUCCGGAGGUAUUAGUUUUGAAGAAGAAUUUAAAUCGGAGGAACGAAUUCGAAAACUGAGCAGUUCAGGAAAAUCGUGGGUUGUGGAUCUUAAAAAUUGUCCGGAUGACGAAAAGACUGCAGCCAUGACUUCCAUCGAACACAACCGUAGCGGUAUGGGUUUCUAUGUGGAUUUUGGAAGUAUCAAAACACCAGAAGAUGAAAAGUCUAUGAUCAAUGCUAGACCGCAAAAUCGUGCUCAUCAUGACCUGAUGAAGAAGUCCACUGGCUUCUAUAUUGACCUAUCUGACGGCGACAGUUCACGAAGCAACACUCCGAAAUUAACAAAGACAAGCACACCUCCGGUAAACACAAAUUCCAGCAAUAGUUCAAGAGCCGAAUCGGUCGAAAAAGAUGCCAAGAAAAAUAUUUUUUCAAUGUUUAUUGAUAUCGGAAAUGACACUUCACCUAAACAAUCACCAAUUGCUCGUAAAAACAAUAUGACUUUGGUUCGAACAAACGAUGAAGAACCAACUGUAGUUUCAGCGAUCGCUCAUCCUGCGAGACCUUCAAACCUAUCUGCCGACGAAAAGAAAAACUGUUACAUGUUUAUUGAAUCAGAAUCAUCACCAGUUAUGCGACGAGUCAACAGUUCAUCAGUUCCGAAGUCAGAAUCAAAACGACACUCUUGGAACCCUACUAGCACGGAAGGCACCUUCCAUGAACGACGAAUCAUGAGUCGAGAGUACCAACGAUCAACCAGUGUCACAAGUGAUAAAGGUAUUAUGAAUAUUUUAGACAAAAUACCACUGCUUUCAAAAACUAGCAGCAUGUCAAUCGAUUCUUCCGUUUCGCCUUUUGAAGAUUUCACUUGUUCAAAAUCUGAACUGAGUACUUACUCCAAUCAGUCUGUUUCAUCCAAUUCGGCCCAAUCAAGCAACGAAUCCAAAGUAAGUCCGAAGGAUGCCACGUCCGGUGCUCCGGCAGAAAUGAUAACUUCAGCUAAGAAAAAGCGUAGAGAUGUUAAAAUCAAUGAGACUUUUGAUAAGAGUAGUCAAGGAUCAGUAACAGAUGGAAUUCUAUCAUCUAAUGAGGAUUCCUCUCCAGUAUCGACCACCGAUACAGAUGAUGUAACAUUCCAGAAUAAUCCAGCUGAUGAACCGACUGCCGAACCUUUGACCGAAGCAGCUCCUGUUCAAGUUGAAGAGAUCAAAAUAACUCCAACGACUGGUAAACAAAUGGAAACAAUUGUUGAAGCUAUUGAAAGUUCGCCAAAGCAUGUAUCCAAUGGAUCUCGAAAAGCACAACACACGAUGGAAACACUCCAUGCUACUAUUGAAAAGCAGAAACAAUUACUAGAAACAGUUUCCGAGAACGUAGAGUCGCAGAGCACCUCGUUUGUAAAGUUGUCUGACAUGGACAAACCAGUUGUACCAACCAAGUUCGAGCUUCAUUCGACAGGUGGAAAUGUCGCUGGAAAUAAUAGUAGUACAGGUUACAUGUCAACAUCGGCCGGUUCAAAUAGGGUCGCUCGUCUGUUUGGGGACAGUAAUCCCAAAUACAACACUAUAGGGACAUCCCAUCAGACUCCGCAAAAGGAUAAACAGCACCCGAACCAAGGAUAUUACUCUAACGGUACUGCUACUAUGGAACGGCAUUCAUGGACUAUGUCUCGAUCGACGGGGAAUAAUUUUAUGAACUUGGUGUCAUCUGUCGAAAAUUCAAGAAGUCUUAGUCGUUUGUUUCCACAUUUAUCAAAAGCUUUCAGCAAUAGCCUACCAUCAGAUGUGGGUAUGAACUCUAUCAACCGUGCAACAGAUCUUCACGAAUUCAUGACGUCAGAUUUUUCAUGUACCUCUAGUAUAACUUCCAGUCGGUCUGGAAUUGAAUCCAUUGAUGAAUCUAUAUCUAGUCGCCAACCACGUCGUUUAGGAGAAGAUUUACUGAAAAUGUUCUUGCAAGAGAUUGCCACCGACGUGACCAUCGAGGCAGAAUCAAAGAAGAUGCGAGCCCAUAAAUGUAUUCUGCGAUCUCGAUGUCAGUACUUCGCUGCUAUUCUGGCAGGGGGGUGGAUUCAGAAUGCUGGUAAUAUUAUCAGCUUGCCAGGAUAUUCGUACGCGGCAGUGCAUUUCGCUCUCUGUCAUAUCUACUCUGGUGCAUCUCAUCCACCUGAGGGUAUUAGUUUAAUGGAGCUAGCGGCUUUAUCUGAUUUACUUGGACUCGAAGGUUUGAAGGAAGUUACCGCUUAUGCAUUGAAGACCAAUUAUUGUCACAACUUUCAUAAACCCUGUUCUGGUUGUAUGGAUGGAGUGUUACAAGUUCUUCCGGUUACGUUGAAUCAUGGCUUGGAUGAAUUGUACCGUAAAUGUUUGAAGUGGGUGUGCAAACACUAUGUAAAAAUAUGGUCUAACAAGCAGUUUUCACAGCUGCCUGGGGAUGUAGUUAAUCGUUGCAAGCAACAAAUCGUGGCUCAUUUGUCAUCCGAAACAGUUCUGAACACCAUCCUUGAUAGUGAGCAGUUAUUGACGAUCCUUCAACCUUACAAGUGGUCAGUGGAAGUGGAAAACGUAGUUCGCGAUAUUUUAGAUGCUGCUUACGAUUACAUUCAAGAUCAUUUCGCAUCAUUGUUAGCCAGCGAUUGUUUCCUUUCGCUGGGUCAUAAUUACAGCUGGGCCAUAUCGCAUGUCGAACCAAUUCUGCUUCGGGCAGCCACUAGUCUUACUCCGGAUCAGGCGUGCAAGAGCUACCCUCGCGCAACAAGGUUGCACAAACUACUACAAGCAAAAGUCCUCACUAUGACCGCUACUCCACUGUCAUCUGGUGAUAAUUUGAACAUCUUGAAUGUUUAUGAAAAGAAAAGCAAGUUGGACAUUGAAUACAGUCGUGAGGAGGAAGAGAUGGAUUGGUGUAGUGAGUUUGUUGGAAUGGUGAACGCUAUCCUUUCGGCAGUAGAGCAGUGUUUGAUUAGACAAUGUGCUCGAGCAAUGCGAGUCAAUUCCUGGCAGCGGAUGGACAUCGAACUGAGAAACAAAAUACAAAAGUUGUCCUGUCUGAUGGAACCGAGUGAAGAACGAAAAUCUCGGUCAAGAUAUUCCUAUUCAUCACAGGCAUCGUCAUCGUCUUCAAUUCAUUCCAGAACAAAUGAUUUACGUCAGGUUCGAUUGGCUAUUCAAGCCCAUACAAAGAAAUCGUACGAACAUCAAAAUAAUCACAAUGUUAAUAAUAAAACAAACACUCAACAUACGCAAACGGUAGUUCAUCAUAACGACUUCAACAGUGUUUCAAAAUUAAAUAAACCUUACGAGGUCAUAGAACGAAGUAAUAUUCGGUCAGAUUUGAUUACUGACAAUGGAAAGUUAUCCAAAACGGCAUCCAAGAGUAAUGUAAAAAUUGGCUUACUUAGCAAAAAUAAUCUAUCAAGUCAUAAACGUUCGCAAUCCGAAGAUAUGGGUAUGAAGGUGGCGAAACCUGAACCAUUGAACAACUUAAAAUCCAAACUAAGUAAUGUAAAGCCUCGGUAUUUGGAGCCCAAGAAACCAAAAAACGCAACAAAUCUCCAUGUGCAAAAUGCUUCCUCUAGUGGCAGUUCAACAAGAACAUCUAGUCCCGCUACAGGUCGAAAAAAAGGACCCCUUGGAAACAUUACCAAACAAGGCCGUGAUUCAAAUAUCUCACUAGAUAGCCUCUCAUCUCCAGCAAAAACUAUCAAAAUGCGUCCAACCUUGAACGAUAUGGAAGUCUCUAUCGAUUCUUUAGCUGAAUCAUUAAAAUCCAGUUCGAUCAAAACCAACAGCAACACACUUUCACAUGAGUCACUCAUAUACCAAGAAUACUUUAAACCUAAAAAUACGAAUCUUGAAAAUCCUCAACAGAUAUACUCCAAUUCUAAUCCAAUCACAUUCAAAGACCGCGGAAGCGGACCAAAAUCAAUUGACUCUCUAGCAGUUAAUAAACAUCCAAUUGUGGUGAAAAAUAGCUCUAAAUGUAAGGAAGCGAGCAAUUUAAAACUAAACACUGGAACAAAAGCAAGUAUCAGUGGUAUCAAUCGUACCGCAUCAACCUCCAACAUUGGUACGAAUUCAUUAGUUAAAAAAAGUUUUCUUUCACAACGUUCACGGGAAAUUCUAGCCCGUCGCUCGCAUGAAACUAAGUCUAAUUCUACCAACUCGAGCAACAAAUCAGCUGCCUCCUCACCCAGUCUAUUGUCCAGAGAUAAAUCAACUGCGAGUGAUAUCACCAAAACUAGCUCGUCUGCUUCACACAUUACAAAUGGUUCUGGAGGAAGAAAAGUGUUCCAAACAACAUUGCACCUCCGUAAAACGGCCAAAGUUCAACAAGAACUACCACCUACUGCUAAACAUCCUAGUGAUGGAUCUAAAUCAGCUAAGCACAGUUCCAUUCCGAUUGCUGGCAAUCAACUGCGAAAGUCAUCUUCGGUCGUUCGACCAAACAUCAGCAGUAACAAUAGUGGACGAACUUCGAAAUCAUCCAAAAUAGUAAUGCCACCGCCAGUUUCAUUGGCUAGCUGCAAUGCGCCCCCAGAACACACUUCAACGUCAUCGUCUUCUGAUAACAUAACUAAACCGCGAAGAGUGGAAUCAAAAUUGGAGCGAUCCAACACAUUUUGCAUGGAGGUCUCCGAUAAUCCUGUUGUGCUACAGAUAAUUGAGUAAAAAGAAAUGAAAGCGGGAAAGGAAGGGGCCAGUUUUUUUGGUUCACGAUAAGAAUGUGGUUUAGUCGCUGCCUAAUCAUGAUAGAAUAUGGUUGUGGAAACUGAGUGGCGAAUCUAAACGUGUUAACAGGAUGGGAAAAUUUGAUGGAAGUUUGGAAUGAGGUACUUUUUUACCCAAUGAAUAGUGAUUUAUCGUUAAGUUAAUAUUUAUUGAACAAUAAGAAAAGAUUAUAGAUAAUACAGGAUCCAACAUAAAUUACAUAAAAAACAAGCAAGCACAGUUGAUACAUUCUUCGUCGUGGUACUUGUCUAGUCAUUAUUUAUCUCAGAUACAUUCGUUUGCUUUCUAAAAAUAAAAUGAUACAGAUACGGCCUGAUUGUUACUUAUGCAUUCUGUAUUCAACACUAUGAUGCUACAUACACAGUAUUGCAGUGAAAUAGUUUAUUCCCUAUAAACGCAAUGUAACAUUUGAACAUACCCAAAUAGAGGAACUUGACAAAAAAUAAUUAUUGCACUGAACAAUAAUCCUUUAAUUAUAUAAAAAUCCCCAUAGAUGAUAUCGAUGAAAUGCUUUUCAAUUAGAAAUUUAUACAAAGUAAAACGAAUUGUGGCAUUUUGUCUGGAUAAGUGUAUACUUAAUAAAUUCAGUUGAAAAUAUUUUUUUGCAUCUAAUAAAGCAAAUACGCGAGUUGAUGUUAUUUAGUCCAGCAAAUGACUUUUGGAUCUUUACACAUGUGUUGAACAUUUUAAAGGAUUAAAAGCUCAUUUAUGCGCCAGGAAAUAUAACACACUUAUAGAAACUCCCAAAGUGAAUAUAUGUUUGAUAAUUAUAUUGGAGCAAAAACACAAUCAAUAAUCAGCUGACUGUAUUAGGUUUUGAUAUUUUAAGAUACGUCAAAUUUUAGCAAACUAAUUAAUAUAGCUGCUCCUUUUUCUUUGAUAAUUUUUUAGGUUCCUUAUUAGGAAUAAAUAGAUUUUCUUCCGUACCUAUCAGUGUUUUGAAUAACCGUUUCAUUUUUGAACUCCGUAUGUAUUGCUGACAUCGAACGACAGUGAAUACCUUCGUCGUCUAAAUUUCGAUGCGUAUUUUGUGCUCCAUUACGAUUGUAAUCCUUCAUCACAAUAUUAUAAUAACAACUUCAAUUGCAAACCCAAGCUGAAAUACAAGAUUCUGGAAAACUUUUUCAUAGUUUAAAACAAAACGUCGUAUAUAAUUUCAUGCACAUUCGGUAACAAAGUAUCUUGAACAUACUCGAGAUUCCUUCUUACGAAAAAUUCUAGUACAUCGGGUUUUUUUCUUGUGUUUACUAUUAUCUUGUACCACUUUCCUCAGUGGAGUAUUUUUUAAUACCUUCUCACCUAUAGAAAUAUCCACGCACAAUGCAACGCCGACUCAACAUCAAGGGUUCCCCUAGUGGUGUCUGAGGUAAACGUCAUUUGAAAUCCUCUAGAAUACGGGUUCGCAUCUGAAUGAUAUAUUUGUUUUAUUGUUCAAGUUUAAUUAAUUUAGCUAUUUAUUUUGCGUUUGACUAAGAAAAAUACUACAUCUCAAAUCAGGGCUGAAUGUCAGCGAUUAAUCAUAAACAUUCGGAAAAACUUCAUCGAAACUGGCAUUCCUCCAGUUUCUCUAGUUAUAAUUUUGCUUCAAUCUGUGAUGAAAUCACUCUACUUAUUAUGCUGUAUAUAUUAAUUUAUUAGUUUCCGAAGCGCUGGAGUUUUCUCAGAGAUAUUUAUUAGAUUAUUUAGGAUUUUGUACGAAAAGAACAUUCCCUCCAAUUAUAUACUUAUUUACAUUACUUUAUAAUUUUGUUCACACUUCAUCUGGUUAAUUGAUAAGAUAUACUAUAGUUGGAAGAAUAAGCUGUUCACGAACAAACAAAUUAUAUAAAAACAAACAAACUGCUAUUAAAAUUGCAAUUAAAAUAUGUUGAAAACACAGCUAUUCAAUAGAAAACUAGUCAUUUGUACAAAGUAAGAAUAAAGAUGAGCAAAAAGAAUAAUUAAUUUAACAAGGAAUCAAACAAUUUGGUUAUGCGAUCAGAUCAAGUAGUAAUACUAAAUACUUAAUACAUUCACUGACUUGUGUUAUAUUUGCACCAUUAUAGUGUUUUUCAAAAAUCGGCUGGCGUCUUACAAUUGAUUAGAGUGCUAAUCUAUGCAAUAUGUGAUUUAUGAACUUAAGUUUUUUCUGCUGUUUUUGUUGCUUGUGAUAAGUGUAAAUGUCGCUUUUGUUCGUUCCUUUUUCUAAACUCUUAUUGCUUUUUUUCUGUUAACACACUUUAAUUAAGAAUGUGGUUUGUAAAAAAAAGUU